Messenger RNA from Alternaria alternata, 1462 nucleotides. RefSeq lists its product as hypothetical. NCBI's taxonomy places the organism in Eukaryota, Fungi, Ascomycota, Dothideomycetes, Pleosporales, Pleosporaceae. Bases 147 to 1304 code for a protein of 385 amino acids. The record is from RefSeq and is a predicted model, not a curated record. The transcript is spliced from 3 exons.
CCCUCAACAGCAAUCAAUGUUAGAUAAGAGUCGCUUCGGCUGAACUACGUAGUGCUCCGUGUAAUCUGAAUAUUGCCACCUAAGUGAACCUUGAAUCCCUGCAUCACCGCAUCGCCGCAUCACAAGCUGAGACAGCUGCACGUAUAAUGACGUCAAGUUCCGCGUAUGAUGCGAAGAAUUCCCCGGAACGACUUCGUCAACGAAUUGUUAACCCAGCCUAUUGCAUGCCUGGGUUGAAGACUCCAAGGAUUGUGAUAUCUAACCAAUAUGGACCUGGACCUGCACUUAAACCAGCCCUGGUCUCUCUCGCACGGACUUUGGCUCUGUUCGACCUUCAACUCGUCAAGCGUGUCCAAAAGUUCCACCAAAAACCAUCUUCAUCUAUGGAUGAAACCCGCAAAGUUGAAGUUCUUCGUUUGCUAGAAGAUUGUAACGAUGUCAGACAGCAGUGGAGAGACAUCGACUCAGGCAAAUGUCAAUUCAGCGAGCUGUACAUGACGAAUGAUCUGUUGGUUCCGAUAUGGAAGGAAGGCUUGCGCGUUAUCAAAGAGGUCAUUGGAAGUAAAAAAGUUUCCAGCGAACAGUCAAACAAGCGGAAUGUCUUUGCGGGUAUUCUGUUAGAUUACGAGAGUCAAGCAGGGCGCCUGCAGGAACAAAUGGUUCAUGCCGCUGGUCAGGGUCUCUUCGAUCCAGUCUUUUUGAACCCAAUUCAAGAGCGCUGGCUGCGGCUGGACGAGACUAUAGAUCUACAUUAUAGAUUGUGUAAUCACGAUGCUGACGAGGAGUUCAGUUUUCGUCGUCAGUCACCCACAUGGCUUGAAGUUCAAAGCUUAGUACAGAAGGAGGCUAGAGAGGGAAAAGAUCGCAAAGAGCUUAUGCAAAACCAAAUUGCUGACAGGUCCUGGAACACAGCUGAGCCUGAUAGAACAGCCGGGUCAAAGAACGUGCGAGCUUCUAUUUCAGCGCUAGUAGUCUGCAGCUGUGCUAUAGCUCCCAUUCCGCUGUUCUGUUUUGGAUACACUGAUUCACAUCAUCUCCGAGGGACAACAAACGAUGCAGAUUUCUGGUUCCUCAUUGCAGCCACGUUGACCCAACUUCAAGGGCUAGCAGUUUCUGCACUUCUUGAACGGAGUCGUGGCUGCCUCCCAAAAUGGCGCUGGGUUAUUCCUGCUGCAUUUGCAGGAGCUUGUUCUAUCGUGGCAAUCCCCCUCUACCUUUACAUACCAACAGAGUGGAGCUCUCUUUUCUCUCUAGUUGCGGGAAUAAUCCAAGCCUUCUUGGUAUCGCAAUUCUUUCUUUUCUAGGUGUCCACAACUGGGAAAUCCUAGUAGCCCUCAGAAAGAAUGGAUUGCAUUCAAGAAAAGAGAGGGAGCUAACUGUGACAGCGUGAACAUCAAAGGAGUCUUAGGAGAGAGCUCGAUAGAAUUCUUACUACAGAGGUAGGUUGGAGUGAGAGGGAUAC